Molecule: messenger RNA, 732 nt
Organism: Arabidopsis lyrata subsp. lyrata
Lineage: Eukaryota; Viridiplantae; Streptophyta; Magnoliopsida; Brassicales; Brassicaceae
Exons: 6
Coding region: 1-732 (243 amino acids)
Source: RefSeq, a predicted model, not a curated record
AUGGAGCCGUAUCCUCUUUCGAAGCUGAAUCCUGAUACCAGCGAGUGGCGUAUUCGCGCAAAGGUUCUUGCUAUUUGGCAAGAGUACUACGAUCAUUAUUCGACGGUUGACGUCGUGUUGGUCGAUGAUAAGGGUGGGAAAAUCCAUGGUAUCAUACCUAUGGAGCUUAUGCCACAGUUUUCAUCGAGAAUCGUUGAGAACCGAUGGAUAGUGAUAACAGAUUUUAUUUUGAGACCUGUCGUGGAUGCGUUGAAGCCUGUUGCUCAUAGAUUUGAGCUGGUAUUUCAUAAAAAAACAUUAUGCGAUACUCUGCAGGAGAGAUCGGGUGAUGGUUUCUAUGAUUUCGUGGAUUUUGGGAGAAUCCUAAAUGGGGCGCAUGAUACGUCCAUUUGUGUUGAUAUCAUCGGAAAGGCCAUUAACGUUAGUAAAAUAACCUCUUUUGGUUGUCACGUGUAUGAGGAUCAGGUGGAACAUAUAGUCUUUGAUCUCCAGGAUACAAGUGAAAGAGUUUUGAGAUGUGUUUUAAGCAUUACGGAUGCUUUACCUCUUUAUCGUUUGUGGAUGACUGAUCCGUCCGAUGUUAUCAUAUGUGUACUGCGAUUUGUCCGUGUCGAGUUUAGGGAAGGCAUGUGGAUAUGCUCAGGGGUGCGCUGUUCGAAACUGCUGUUGAAUCCUUCGAUACCGGAUCUUCUCGAUCAAGCACGGUCCGAUUGCGAAAAAACAGAAGAUUAA